This is a messenger RNA of Cladophialophora yegresii CBS 114405, 2457 nucleotides long. RefSeq lists its product as uncharacterized. The record is from RefSeq and is a predicted model, not a curated record. The coding region runs from base 1 to 2457 and encodes 818 amino acids. NCBI's taxonomy places the organism in Eukaryota, Fungi, Ascomycota, Eurotiomycetes, Chaetothyriales, Herpotrichiellaceae. The transcript is spliced from 2 exons.
AUGACGGAAAAUCGCUAUCGACCGAGCUCCCCGCCGGGACGCCGGUACGCAGACCCUCGCGACCCUCGCGCCUCGACGGGCAUGUUCAUAUCCUCCUCAUUUGACCCUGCUCGAUAUUCAUCUUCCUCACAACCCCGCAGUGUCAUCGACACAUUCCCGGCCUCCCGGCACGGUAGCGUCUACAGCACCCAAGGUAUAGCCAAGAGACAAGUGCUUGACGACACUCAUCCAGGUGGUGGCUCCAUUGUGCGGACUGAGUAUGCUGUCCGUCCGAGAAACAACUCGACACUGGAGAAUCGCAGGCCGGUCAGCAACUUCCCCGAGCGUCGGUCUUCUCCACCUCUAAUUCGACCGGCAAUCGUCAGCGGCCCUGCCCGCGACGAUCCACGGAGUCCAGCUUUGUCGCCUAGGGAGGAGCAGCGAUAUCUCGUCCCCGCUGCUUCCACAGGUCGCCACCACCAGCGUCACGCGAGCGCUACUCGCGCCGAGCAGGAGCGUCUGCUACCCGCCAGAGUCAGCAGACAACCUGAAUACCAUCGUCGAGGCGGCUACAAUGCGUAUCCCUCAUACUCGACAUCGCGGGGUCCGCUACAAGAUGAAGGCUUCUCGUACACGACGCCGAAAGAGCAAUUUUUGUCCGAAUCAUCCCGUCCGCCUCAGCGGCGAGAUAGUCAUAGUAGACGGGAACGACCGGUGAGCAUGAUAGGUUUGCCGGAAUAUAGAGUGCCUGCAAGGAGAGAUACCCGAGAUGCCCCGCCUCCAUCUUCGACACGUGCUCUGGACCGGAUCGAGAGGAAUGAACCGCUACGACACACAAGUGGCCGCACAAGCGACACUGAAGACCGGGGCAGUGGUGUGCCACGGCGCCGUCAUUCCACAAGGGCUCCGGUCCUGCACCAUUAUCCCGAAGACGGCUACUCAUCAAAUCGAGAUGAUCGAGACAGUCGACCAUUGGUUAGACACCGCCCUGAUCGUCAGGAUGACGACGACAGACCACGGCAUAGACAUCGUGAAGAACGUGACAGAGAACCUGCACGGGAUCUUCCACGCGAGUCUGAUCGUGUCCGCGAGCGGGAUCGAGACAGAGACCGCGACCGGGACAGGGAAAGGGACCGCGACCGUGACCACAACCUGAAACGACUCCAGGAACCUGAAAGGCCUGGCAAGCCUCGCAGCCGCGAGAGUAGCCCAGAUCACUCUGGGCUACGCAAGGGUAUUACUGCAGCUACUGUGGGUGCUGUAGGCGUGGCGGCUGGAGCGGCCAUCAAGAACGCCCGGAAUAAAGACGAUGAAGCGUCGGAAAGUGACGGGCGUAAGGAGCGGAAGCACAGAAGACGACGUCACCACCACACCGGUGAGGAACCAAGCCCUGACGACAUUGCUGGACGUCUGGAUCGUGAACUCAAAUUGACCAACGGAGACCGUGACCAUCGUCGUCGAGACGAGGACAGGAGAGGAGAGGAAGUCGAGGAUGAUGAAGAUCGCCGCGAGAGAAGGAGGCACCACCGUCACCGAAAGCACAAAGAUCGUGACAACGAGUCGGAUACGACGGAGGAUUUUGAAGCAAGAGAAUCCCGCCACCGCAGAUCUGACCGAGACCAUCAAGAGGAUCCUCGUGAUGCUCCUCGACAACACCGAGACAGUGGAGCCUCUCGCGAGGAGGAUCGAGAUGUACCGCCAAAUCUCGAACAGCGUACAAUAUCACCUGGUGAAGAGGAAGAUGGCCGCCCACGCAAGGUCCAAUUGGUUGAACCAGCGGAGAAGAAGGAAGAGUACAAACCCAAGGGGAUCCUCAAACCGCCCCGAGAGGUGCCUUUCCCUGAAGAUCCCAACCCUACUCGUGAAGGGGUUGCGCCGUUAAAGGAUGCGCAAAAGGAUGGAAUUCCACCAAACGCACGAUGGACGAAGAUCAGUCGAGCACUGGUGAAUCCAGAAGCACUCGAAAAGGCACACGAAAGGUACGAGGAGAGGGACGAUUACGUGAUCAUUUUGCGAGUGGUGUCCAAAGAGGAGAUUAUGAAGUUGGCAGAGAAGACCAAAGAGAUUAGAGAAGCUCGAGAGCGCAAAUGGCAAGCUGAACUCGAGGAGAAGCGCCGCCGACGAGCAGAGAGAGGAGAGUAUAGUGAUGAGAGUGACGGAUCCUAUACCGAUGACGACCGUCGGCCAUUGCCAGCUCUGGAGCAAGCACCGCCUGUCCAAGGUUGGCAAGGCGAUCCGAGAGUCUACUUCGCCCAGCAGCAACAGCAGCAGAGGGAAGAGGUGCCUAUUACCGCAACGGCACCUCCCCUGCAGCCGGGUAUGCCUAAUAUGGCUCCGCUGCACCAAGGUCUUGCAUCAGGAGCGCCAUAUCCGCCUCAACAGGCGCCCCCGGUGCUGCAGCAGCAGCAGUACCCAACGAUGCCUGUGCCAGAUAUCAGGGUCGAGCCAAAUGUUGGAAAUUAUGCGAACAAUGUGUAG